Messenger RNA from Solea senegalensis (Senegalese sole), 5293 nucleotides. RefSeq names its product inactive phospholipase C-like protein 2. Bases 551 to 3895 code for a protein of 1114 amino acids. Gene Ontology annotation, molecular function: phosphatidylinositol-4,5-bisphosphate phospholipase C activity. The record is from RefSeq and is a predicted model, not a curated record. Gene Ontology annotation, biological process: intracellular signal transduction; lipid metabolic process. The transcript has 7 exons. NCBI's taxonomy places the organism in Eukaryota, Metazoa, Chordata, Actinopteri, Pleuronectiformes, Soleidae.
GGAGGCGAACGCCGCUCUUUGUUUGCUUACACGGCUCUCUCGCUCUCUCUCUCACACACACACACACACACACACACACUGCUGGUGGACUGUAACGAACUUCACACACCACACAACCUGCUAGCCAGCUAGCUUGUAGGUAGCUAGCUCAGGGCAGCUAGCUGAGACAGACGGACAGGAAAGAGAGAGAGCGAGAGGUAGAGAGACAGAGAGGGGAAGAGACCGGGCUGUCUGUGUCCUCAGCUGCAGCGACAACUCAAAGGAGGAGGACGGUCCUCACCGUGGACAGACGCGGCACUUAAAAAGAAAAAAAAGAAAGACCGGCGUGCACGCUGAGGAAGAACCAUGUGACCUGACAUACAUUAUGUGCACCCGGAGAUGAUGAUGAUGAUGAGGAGGAGGAUGCUACAAAGCUACACGGACAGGCCAGUCAGGAAAUCAGUGUGAAGCUGCAAAAACACAAGGCUUUGCUACUGACUGAGCAGCUUGUGUGUGUGUGACAGACAGAGAGAGAGAGAGAGGGCGAGUGAGUGUGUGUGUGUGUGCCUAUAUGGCGGAGUUUGGGGAGGACGACAGCCUCCCAUCUCCAUUCAAUGACGGGGGAAACACGGCCGUGCCCGGCGACGAGGCGGCGGGGAAGACGCAUUGCGAAUUGGUGUCGCUGGUGAAUGGAGACUGUGGGAUCCCGGAGAACAUGGUCGGCUCUCGCACCCCGAUAGUCGCUCCUGGCAACCAAGCCGGGGUGGAAACCGCAAACACCUCGGUCGGACUGGACGGCAAAAACGAGAUUCCACGCAGGAGCAGCAUUAUCAAGGAUGGUUCAAGACAACGUAAAGAAAGAAAGAAGACAGUUUCAUUCAGUAGCAUGCCUACUGAGAAGAAAAUUAGCAGCGCAAGUGACUGCAUUAAUGCAAUGGUGGACGGCUCCGAGUUGAAGAAAGUGCGGUCCAACUCGCGCAUUUACCACCGCUACUUCCUCCUGGACGCCGACAUGCAGUCUUUGAGAUGGGAGCCCUCAAAGAAGGAGUCAGAAAAGGCCAAAAUUGAUGUAAAAUCCAUCAAGGAGGUUCGGACAGGGAAAAAUACGGACACUUUUAGAACUAAUGGCACCUAUGAUCAGAUAUCAGAGGACUGUGCUUUCUCAGUCAUCUUCGGGGAGAACUAUGAGUCCUUGGACUUGGUGGCAAACACUGCAGAUGUAGCAAACAUAUGGGUAACAGGACUGAGAUACCUGAUCUCCUAUGGGAAACAUACGUUAAAUAUGAUAGAGAGCAGUCAGAACAACAUGCGCUCAUCGUGGCUAGGUGAACUUUUUGAUGAGGCAGAUGGUAACAAAAGCAAACAAAUAACGAUAUGUGGCGCUGUGCAGCUUGUCAAAAAGCUGAAUCCAGGACUUAAAAAUGUGAAAAUAGAACUUAAGUUCAAGGAGCUUCACAAAUCUAAAGACAAAGCAGUUACUGAUGUGACAAAAGAGGAAUUCAUUGAGGUCUUUCAUGAUCUUUGUACCAGGCCAGAAAUUUAUUUCCUCUUUGUUCAGUUCUCCAGCAACAAAGAGUUUCUCGAUACGAAGGACUUGAUGAUAUUUCUGGAAGCAGAGCAGGGAAUGGCACAAGUGAGUGAAGACACCAGCUUAGAGGUAAUUCAGAAGUAUGAACCGUCCAAGGAGGGCCAGCUUAAGGGCUGGCUGUCUCUCGAUGGUUUCACCAACUAUCUUAUGUCAGCAGAGUGCCAUAUAUUUGACCCUGAACAAAAAACUGUUUGCCAAGACAUGAACCAGCCGCUGUCCCACUAUUACAUUAAUGCAUCCCACAACACGUAUCUGAUCGAAGAUCAGUUCAGAGGUCCUUCAGAUGUGACCGGGUACAUCCGCGCCCUUAAGAUGGGUUGCCGCUGUGUAGAGCUGGAUGUGUGGGACGGGCCCGAUAACGAACCUGUUAUUUACACUGGCCACACAAUGACAACGCAGAUCGCUUUUCGCAGUGUCAUUGAUGUCAUCAACAAAUACUCCUUUGUCGCGUCCGAGUUUCCACUGAUACUGUGUUUAGAAAACCAUUGCUCGUUAAAGCAGCAGAGAGUCAUGUUUCAACACCUCAAGAAGAUCCUUGGAGACAAAAUGUACAUUGUUUCUCCUAAACCAGAGGACUGCUACCUUCCCUCUCCUUCUGAACUAAAGGGAAAGAUCUUGCUGAAGGGUAAGAAAUUAAGCACAAACUGUACUGCUUCAGAAGGUGAGGUGACCGACGAGGAUGAGGGCGCAGAGAUGUCUCAAAGGAUGAGCAUCGAGUCUGCAGAACAACAGACUAUCGCGUCCAAGAAAUUCCAGUUGUCAAAGGACCUCUCUGACCUGGUGACCUUAUGUAAGUCUGUGGAGUUCAGAGACUUCCCAACUUCAUUCCAGAGUCAGAAGCACUGGGAGCUCUGCUCUUUCAAUGAGGUCUUUGCCAGUCGCUGUGCCACUGACUUCCCCGGUGACUUUGUGAACUAUAACAAGAAGUUCCUGGCACGGGUUUACCCAAGCCCCAUGAGGAUCGACUCAAGCAACAUGAAUCCCCAAGAUUUCUGGAAGUGUGGUUGCCAGAUAGUGGCAAUGAACUAUCAGACUCCAGGCUUGAUGAUGGAUUUAAACAUUGGUUGGUUCCGUCAGAAUGGGAACUGCGGCUUUGUGCUGCGUCCAGCCAUCAUGAGGGAGCAGGUUUCGUAUUUUAGUGCCAACACUAAAGAUUCGGUGCCUGGUGUUUCUCCGCAGCUCCUACACAUCAAGAUCAUCAGUGGACAGAACUUCCCCAAACCAAAAGGCUCAGGUGCCAAAGGAGAUGUAGUUGACCCCUAUGUGUAUGUGGAAAUCCACGGCAUUCCUGCCGACUGCGCUGAGCAAAGGACUAAAACGGUCAACCAGAAUGGGGACAACCCUCUCUUUGACGAGAGCUUUGAGUUUCAGAUAAACCUCCCAGAGCUCGCAAUGGUGCGCUUUGUGGUGCUGGAUGACGACUACAUUGGGGACGAAUUUAUUGGCCAAUACACAAUCCCCUUUGAGUGUCUCCAGCCAGGCUUCCGCCACGUACCGCUUCAGUCUCUGACCGGGGAAGUUCUGCCACACACCUUGUUGUUUGUUCAUGUGGCCAUAACGAAUCGAAGGGGAGGCGGUAAACCACACAAAAGGGGCCUGUCUGUGCGAAAGAGCAAGAGGAGUAGAGAGUAUGCCAGCAUGAGAGUGCUAUUGAUCAAGGCUGUGGAUGAUGUCUUCAAAACGGCCAUUCUGCCACUCAGGGAGGCAACAGACCUCAGAGAAAACAUGCAGAAUGCCAUAGUGUCCUUUAAAGAGCUGUGUGGGCUUUCAGCGGUGGCCAACUUGAAGCAGUGCAUCUUGGCCCUUUCCCCUCGACUCACUGGACCCGACCUCAACCCGCCCCUCCUUGUGUUCAACCUCAACGACCAGUACCCAAAUUUGGAGCCCCAAGGCCUGCUGCCAGAGUUCCUCAAGAAAGUCGUCACCACCUAUGACAUGGUGAUCCAGACCAGCAAGACUCUUCUGGAGACCCACGAGGGCGUAUAUGAACGCAUUCUACAGACACAAAAAGCAGCGAUGGAAUUUCACGAGAACCUCCACGACUUGGCUGCGAAGGAGGGGCUGAAGGGCAGGAAGUUGCACAAGGCGGUGGAGAGCUUCACAUGGAACAUCACCAUCCUGAAGGGCCAGGCAGACCUACUGAAGCACGCCAAGAGUGAGGUCCAGGAGAACCUCAAGCAGAUCCACUACGCCGUGCUCACCUGUAACCUGAGCAAAGGCGGCGCUGCGGGCGGCUCUUCGGGCUCAGAGUCGAAGGGCAGACGCAGCCUCGAGGCCAUCCCGGAGAAGGCCACGGGGGGGGAGGAGUUCAACGACGAGGACGAAUGAAGACCUUCAGUCCCCCUGGAGACCACAACCAGACCUCUUUCCUGCUCCUGCCUCCUGAGCUCAACAACCCAAACGCUCUCUCCUCGCCCUCUCGGUCUCUUGUCUUUACCCUGACAUCACCACUCCACACAGGCACACGCACACCAGUGUUGCUCCACAUUCCAUCAAGUGCAUUCCUGUAUCCCCGAGCACAGCUGUAACCUCUCACAGACGUCUGCCUUGUAAUCAUCAGUUAAAUGCCACCACAACUCCACCAUUUAAAUCUUCACAUCACAGGAAAGGUCUGAUGAGAAGUUCUUGGAAAAGCACUGUCAUUGCUUUUUUUUUUAAGUCUUAAAAUGUUGCACUGAAGCCGUUUUUUUCCCUCCUCCUCCUCCUCGUGUCCGAGAGGCUUAAAUAUUAGAAUAUAUACUGUAUUGUUGUUUUUUUUUACAGUACACUGUGCAGCAUUGACGUGUGAGCGGCGAGCAGCUGAUCAGGUUACCGUCGCGAGUUGAUCUCUCCCUGUGAAGGAGUUUAAAGGAUGUCACAAUCCACGAUUUCCUGCCAGUUUAGCAAAACAUAAACUAGACUACGGGAAUUUUUACCACCGAUUUAUCCCAGGUGCGUUGAAGAUUUCACGAGAUCGUGACGAGAUCGGAGCGACCGAUUACACCGGACAUUUCCAAAGGAAACGCGUGGACGUGGUCAGUGUUCAGAGCUCGGCGAGCAAUUUCACUCUCCGUUUUUGUCUCGACAUCAUAUUUUAACACGUGUCUCGCCACGGUGUCGUCACCAACGUUAAAAUACGGAAGGAGGCAGAUUUAUUUACUCUCUCACACUGGUGAAAGAUGGAGCGAGAGAUAAUCCCUCACUCAGCUCAAAUAACCCAGUAUAUAUACACACAGUAGCAUCCAGGACCUUAUUUAUGGGGGGGGGGAAUAAUUCCUGGUAAUCUGUGAGAUUUAGCGUUCUCUCACAAUCAAAACAGUCAACAUGGUUAUGCCGAUCGUUUCCUAAAAUGCUUUUCUUCGAAUUUAAUAAAUAAGAAAAAAAACAACUGUGUAGCGGGGGUUUGGCUUGUGAUGCAAUUUUUUUUUUUCUCGCAUCGUGCCCCUCUAGAGUUCCGGGUAAUCUGAAAAGUCCCUAGUCUUUCGGGGUCGAGGGAAAGUUAUUCCCUGGGUGAUUUCUGGUGGAAACGAGCCACAGUUUUUCAAAAAUCCCAGGAAAUAAGAAAAAGUUCCUGCGGUGGCUGUAGAAUUUUUGCUCAAAAUGCCCAUCCCUAAUAUUAGGGGUGAAUAUUCAUCGUCUUUAGAGCAACAGAAAAGUCUUGUUUUUUUUGUUUUAGGUGCUCAACUUUACAUCUUACCCUGAAGAUAAAAGCUGCAUUAAAUACUUGCUUUAAGCUUCUAGCAAAAA